AUGCGCUUCUCAAUAGCUCUGCUGCCUUGUCUUGGCGUGAUAGCAGGCGUUGUCGGAAGUGACGGACCAGCCUUCAUCCCCCAAAAUAUCGACGAUAUUCAAAAGACACUAUAUCGAGGCGAUUGGGCGGAUCGUAUAUGGAAGCAAAUCCAGGGCGUUUCGUCUUGUUCGGGAUGCCAGGGUCUAUUGUUGACAUUCAAAAACCUUGCGAAUCUGGGCGACAAAACAUUCGUACGUACACUUCAGGAUAUUUGCAAGAAGUCAAAGGUUGAAGAGGCGGAUGUUUGUGAUGGGACUAUUGAGCUCCAGGGACCCAUCAUUGCAGAGGCCUUGAGAAACGUCGCCAUAGGCUCAAAAACCGCACAACACUUCUGCGUUACGUUUCUUGGUCUUUGCCAAUAUCCUGCUAUAGAAGAGUGGGAUGUUCCUCUACCGCCUGAUAGGUCUCACCUAAAGCGACCAGUCCCAAGUGGGCAAAAUCCUAUCAAGGUCGUCCAUUACUCUGAUAUCCACGUUGAUCAGCUUUAUACUGAAGGGUCGAAUUCGAAAUGCAACAAACCCAUAUGCUGCAGACCCUUUACAGAAAAUGAUGAGCCUGGAAAGACAGACUCUCCAGCUGGGCCCUUUGGCGAGCACACCUGCGAUUCUCCCGUCUCUCUGGAACAUAACUUGUACCAGGCAAUAAAGGAGAUCGUCCCAGACGCCGCUUUUACUAUCUUCACCGGUGACGUCGUUGAUCAUUCGAUCUGGAACACUACAUGGGAUUACAAUGAGCACCAGAUUAUUGAAUCAUAUGAGAACAUGGACAAGCAUCUCGGUAUAGUUUACGGCACAGCAGGAAACCACGAGUCUCAUCCUACAAACGCCUAUCAACCUAGCUCUAUCGGCGACGCAUCGUCUUGGAUCUACGACCUUCUCGCCGGAACAUGGUCUCGCUGGAUUGGACGCGAAGCCGCCUCCAGAGUAGCGCAAAUGGGUGCCUACUCCACCAAAUAUCCCCAUGGAAACCUCCGUGUCAUUUCUCUCAACACAAACCUAUACUACCGAGGCAACUUUUGGUUAUUUCAGAGAAAGAUGAUCCGCGACCCUAGUAAACAGCUCGAUUGGCUUAUCGAAGAACUCCACGUUGCCGAGAAAGCUGGAGAGCGCGUUUAUAUCAUCGGACAUAUGCCCCUUGGUGAUCGGAAUGCAUUCCACGACCAAUCUAAUUAUCUAAAUCAAAUAGUGAACCGAUAUUCGUCAACCAUCGCAGCCAUGUUUUUUGGCCACACGCACAGAGACCACUUCCAGAUCACAUAUAACGAAGCUACAAAGAAGAGCUUCAACAAUGCUCUGCUCACAUCAUACGUUGGCCCUUCACUUACCCCAACAUCCGGCAUGCCAUCGUUUCGUGUUUACGACGUCGAUCCUGUCACAUUUGCAGUCCUCGAUGCCACGACUUAUAGCGCUGACAUGAACUCGCCGACGUAUCAGACCCAAGGUCCCGUGUGGAAGAAAUACUACUCUGCGAAGGAGACGUACGGUCCGCUUACGAACCCGCCACUGACGGACCUUAAAGCAGAGCUUACUGCAGCAUUCUGGCACAACGUCACAGAAGUAUUUGAAAAGGACCAAACGGCUUUCGACAAUUUCAUGCUACGUCUGAGCAGGGGUUGGAAACAGCCUGUGUGUAAAGACGAGUGCCGAACAUCCCAGAUAUGUUUGUUGCGAGCUGCACGAAGUCAGGAUGGCUGCGACGUCCCCACGCUAGGUUCUUCAUAUCACACAAGAAUGGGGGAUGCUUCUGAGAGGGAUGAGUGUGGUAUCUCUGUCAUCCAGGCGACAUUCUCUGCACUAGUAGCCAACGAGGGCGUCUUGAGGGUUCUGCAAGAGCUGUUGGUAGGUCUGGAGGUCAAGUUGCAUGAAUGA
Messenger RNA from Fusarium venenatum, 1908 nucleotides. Its product is annotated as Metallo-dependent phosphatase-like protein. Gene Ontology annotation, molecular function: sphingomyelin phosphodiesterase activity. NCBI's taxonomy places the organism in Eukaryota, Fungi, Ascomycota, Sordariomycetes, Hypocreales, Nectriaceae. Gene Ontology annotation, biological process: sphingomyelin catabolic process. The record is from RefSeq and is a predicted model, not a curated record.